Cyclopterus lumpus (lumpfish) is the source of this 1131-nucleotide messenger RNA. RefSeq names its product probable G-protein coupled receptor 148. The coding region runs from base 181 to 1131 and encodes 316 amino acids. The record is from RefSeq and is a predicted model, not a curated record. Gene Ontology annotation, biological process: G protein-coupled receptor signaling pathway. Gene Ontology annotation, molecular function: G protein-coupled receptor activity. Gene Ontology annotation, cellular component: membrane. NCBI's taxonomy places the organism in Eukaryota, Metazoa, Chordata, Actinopteri, Perciformes, Cyclopteridae. The transcript has 2 exons.
CAGCGGGUGAGAGGAGUCGAACAAGACAUCCAUUGAUUUUUAGAAGCACAAAGUAUAAUGGAAGUGCAACACGGAGGUUUUUCUGUUCUGGACAUAAGAAAGCUGCUGGAGGAAGUAGUCAACACACCAUAAAACACCCCUCAGUCAGAGCAUCUGUGCCUCCAUAGCCCAAAAGACAAAAUGUCGUCAUCAACGCUCAUGUCAAACCUCACACAGGAAUGGGUAGAGAGCCUUCUGAGGUGGAAACUCCAUUUCUUUGUCAUCCCGACCACAGUCGUCACUCUGGCCACCUUGGUAGCCAACCCCGUUCUCCUGUCGUGCAUUUUCCUGUCCCGUUCCCUGCGCCAGGAGACGCGUUACCUGCUGGUGGCCAACACCCUGGCGGCAGACAUACUCUUCCUCGUCUUCAACCUGGCCGUAGUCAUCUGUAACGCAGUGAGAGCUCAAAUACCCUGGCUGGUCUGCGAGCUAAUCACAGCCGUCACUGUCACCGCCUACACCUGUGCCAUCUUCACCAUCACCCUCAUGGUGGUCGACACCUACGCUGCGGUUCGCUGGCCUCUCCGUUACCAUGACUUUCUUCCCCCGGCCCGCACAAACCGCAUACUGCUGGGGGCCUGGGUGCUGGCGGCUAUAUACCCUUUCAUCCUGGUGAUCAUAGGGCUGGUGAAGGCAGACAAUUCGCAGGAAAAUCGUGCUGUGUGUCUGGCCCUCAUCUCCCUCGGAUUUUUUCAGGUCAAGAACAUCGGGGGGAUCCACAUCCACUUCAUUGUAUGGGCACUCAUCUGUGCUGUGCUCAUUUUUUUCUGCUACAUUCGUCUCUACAUGGUAACAAGGACCCAGGGCAUCUGGCAUAGCCGCUUCUCGAGGGCCCGGGUCACACUGCUGGCUCACGGGGUUCUUCUCCUGCUCUACUUUGCCCCCGGCUUGAUUUUCAUCCUGGAGCUCUUCCUGUUGCAGACUGAAGAAAUUAGUCAGGACCUGCGUGUGUGGAUCAGCACAGUCAAUAUGUGUGUCUUCAUGUUGCUGCCCAGGGCGGUAGCUCCAUACCUGUACGGGCUGAGGUACAGGGAGAUCUCUGUCACGCUAAUGAUGCUGCUGCACCAGCACAGUAGACUCACAGUUUCAUGA